AAAACUGAAAUUCAAAGUGUAUUAAAUGCAGCAGCUUGUCCUCGUCGAAAUGGUAAAAAAUUUCAACAGAUGUGUUGGAAAAGUUGCCAAAAAACCCAGAACAGUGUAUUACCUGAAGCAAAAAUUUAUUAUGUGAUGCAAUUAAAAUCGUUUAAUGCAACUGAACAUUCAUCACAGAGAAGAGCAUUAACAAUAGUUCAAUUUCAACCUCAGGCUUUAAAGAGCACUCAUAUCACUAUACCUACAAAUAUUUAUGAAUAA
Molecule: messenger RNA, 261 nt
Organism: Funneliformis mosseae
Lineage: Eukaryota; Fungi; Glomeromycota; Glomeromycetes; Glomerales; Glomeraceae
Source: the annotation of a GenBank genome assembly